AUCACGGAUCCCACACAGGUGCCUCGGGGCAGGUGCAUCGGGGCAGGAUGGCGCAGGGGUAUGGAGCGGCUGGCAAGGAUGCAGACAUCGAGUUCGUGAGGACGGGGUACGGAAAAGACAAGGUGAAGGUUCUCCAGAUCAGGAGGAGCGGGAAGCAGCAUUUCAUCAAAGAGAUCGAGGCUUCCGUCCAACUUUCUUUAAAGUCCAAGAAAGAUUAUUUGUACGGAGAUAAUUCUGACAUCAUCCCCACCGAUACCAUUAAAAAUACCGUGUACGCCUUGGCCAAGAUAAAAGGGAUUAAGACCGUCGAGGAUUUCUCCGUGGAGAUCUGUAACCAUUUUCUCACAUCCUUCGGCCACGUCGCCAGCGUCAGGGUUUAUAUCGAGGAGGCUCCGUGGAAGCGUCUGGAAAAGGACGGACAGCGCCACGUCCACGCUUUCCUCUACUCUCCGGAGGGGGUCCGCACCUGCGAAGUGGAGCAGAAAACAGGAGGCCGGCCUGUGAUCUCCUCCGGGAUUAAGGAGCUCCGAAUCCUCAAAACCACCCAAUCCGGGUUCGAGGGAUUUCUGAAAGAUCGUUUCACGACGCUCCCCGAGGUCAGGGAUCGCUGCUUCUCCACGGUGGUGAAUUGCAAAUGGAAAUUCUCCUCAAAAGUGGCCGAUUUUGAUUCCGUGUGGAAAACCAUCAAGGAAACGAUUCUCGACACGUUUUCCGGUCCCUACGAUAAAGGGGAAUAUUCUCCGUCGGUCCAGAAAACUCUGUACGACAUCCAGAAGCUGAGCCUGGACAGGAUUCCCGAGAUUGACGAAAUCGAAGUGAUUUUACCAAAUAAACAUUAUUUCACCGUCGAUAUGAGCAAGUUCGGUCUGACCAACCAGGAUGAGAUUCUGCUGCCCUCCGACCUCCCGUACGGGAACAUCACCGGCACCGUGAGACGCAAAGUCCUCUCCAAACUGUGAAACGCGCCAGGAGCAACACGGAAUCUGCAUGUUUCUAUAACACGUGUGAAGAGCAUGUAACAUGUAACAUAAACACCGCUUGUAAGAUG
Messenger RNA from Spea bombifrons (plains spadefoot toad), 1048 nucleotides. Its product is annotated as uricase-like. Gene Ontology annotation, cellular component: peroxisome. The transcript is spliced from 8 exons. The record is from RefSeq and is a predicted model, not a curated record. Gene Ontology annotation, biological process: purine nucleobase catabolic process; urate catabolic process. The coding region runs from base 48 to 959 and encodes 303 amino acids. Gene Ontology annotation, molecular function: urate oxidase activity. Lineage: Eukaryota; Metazoa; Chordata; Amphibia; Anura; Pelobatidae.